Messenger RNA from Acanthaster planci (crown-of-thorns starfish), 1925 nucleotides. RefSeq names its product plancitoxin-1-like. Gene Ontology annotation, molecular function: deoxyribonuclease II activity. Lineage: Eukaryota; Metazoa; Echinodermata; Asteroidea; Valvatida; Acanthasteridae. The record is from RefSeq and is a predicted model, not a curated record. Gene Ontology annotation, biological process: apoptotic DNA fragmentation.
AGAUUUUGCGCAUCGUGAUUGGCCAACACAUUGCAAACUCCUGGAGGCCUACUAUCUUGUGAAUUGUUCGUAUUGGUGUUAACUAUUUACUUAUCUUCUUAAAAUUUAUCAUUAACCACUCGUUUGUGUUUGCAUUUCCAGUGUGACACGAACAAACAAGGAAAUGAACAAGAGAGAAUGCGUCUUUCAAAAUCCUGGGUUGAUUGUUAGCAAUAUGUAUUGAUAUUCCAUAACUGGUAUGAAAGUUCAGAUCGUCAGCUUAACAGUUUGUCAGCAAUUAAACAAUCAGGAAAUUACAGACACAUUAACCAUCAACUACAGAAAUGUGAAAAGAAAGAAAAAACUGCUUAUUUCCUCUUUCGUGUCGAAAUUUAGCUUUUUGUAAAAAUGUCAUAAUGUCAUAAUGUGAGGCUUACAAAACCUCACUCCAGCAAAAUGUCAUCAUUUACAGGAACUUGUGGUUAGUCGGUAAACAAGGAAAUCGACAAAGGAUUUGUGUUACAAUUACCCUCGGAAUUGUUGGAAAUAUAUCUAGGUUUCUGGAUUAACCUGUGAUGUGUCUACAAAAGUUUCCUAUAAAUACAUGGAGAAAGUAAAAUACAGACAGAUUGUAUCGUGCCGCAGUAGCUGCAACCAGCGUGGUGAAGACGUCCGUUAGACUGAUCUUGGUUGGAGCCUUGUGAGAGUCUCAUAAUGCCUUGCUGCGUGAUGACGUUCACAUUUUUGGUCUUGACUGCCAUAAUGGUGGGAACCAGUGAGGCAGCAGUGACAUGCAAGGGUGCUAAUGGAUAUCCAGUUGAUUGGUUUAUUGUGUACAAACUUCCUCAAGACUCAAGCAGCUCCGUACAGGUGAUUAAAGAUGGAUACGGUCAGAUGUACAUGGACGUCAACAAUCCAGUCUUGACUCUUUCCAGUGCCUCGCUCAAAGACACCAACCAUGCCAUUGCAUACACACUGGAAGAGAUCUAUCGAAACCAAGAAAAUGAUGAUUUGGCACAUGUGAUGUACAAUGAUCAACCGCCUCCAAGCAAAGAAAUCCAGACAGGUCUUAAUGGGCAUACUAAGGGUGUCCUUGCCUUUGACGAUGACACUGGUUACUGGUUGGUUCACAGCGUACCUAAAUUUGCUCCACCUGCAUCCAAAGAAUACAAAUGGCCAGACAGUGCCAGACGAAAUGGCCAGACAUUGCUGUGCAUUACCUUCAAUUACAACCAGUUUGAAAAAAUUGGUCAGCAGUUGAAAUACAACCAUCCUUUAGUCUAUAACUAUGACCUCCCCCCUGACCUGGCUAAAGACAACCCCAGCAUCAAGGAUGUGAUUAACGGUGUACAUGUAACAGUUGCUCCUUGGAAUCGUGCAUUGACUCUGCAGUCCAAAGAUGGGCAGACAUUUGUCAGCUUCAACAAAGCUGGCAAGUUUUCAGCAGAUUUGUAUAAAGAUUGGCUUGCUCCUUAUUUCAAGAGUGGCCUGUACUGUGAGACAUGGCAGAACGGGAGGGCACGAAAACUGAACUCUUCUUGCGUUGGAGGCAUUGAUGUCUACAAUGUCAGAGAAGUGAGUCUGAGAGGUGGAAGCGAUUUCAAAGGCACCAAGGAUCACUCCAAGUGGGCAGUGACUACCAAGCCUGGCCUGAAGUGGACUUGCAUCGGAGGUAUCAAUCGUGUGACCUCACAAAUGUAUCGUGGUGGUGGCGCAGUCUGUAUUCAGAAUAAAGACGUCCACAAGGCCUUCCAUGAUGCUGUGACUGAUUAUCAACCAUGUUAAAGUGGAGUCCUCCAAGCCCUUUCGAUAUACCUUCAUAAUGACUUGACUAGUCUAAUGUGGUUCAUUUUGGAUAUACCUUCAUAAUGACAUGACUGGUCUAAUGUGGUUCAUUUUGGAUAUACCUUCAUAAUGACUUGACUGGUCUAAUGUGGUUCAUUUUG